CUGAGCGCCCUGGGAAUGGACUCCCCGCCCCCCGGGGCCCCCGACCUCAUCCACCUGGGAACAUGUGGGGUUCAGUCAGACUCUCCCCCGGCCCCAGCCCACUCCCGGGCCGUCCACUUCACCCUCCCAGGCAGCGCGCGCUGCUCGUUGCUGGCGUGCGGCUCCGGGGGUGUCUGUGUCUUUCUCUUCCUGGGGCUGCCUGGGGCUGCCUUCCCAGACAUGUAG
Rangifer tarandus platyrhynchus (Svalbard reindeer) is the source of this 225-nucleotide messenger RNA. The record is from the annotation of a GenBank genome assembly. NCBI's taxonomy places the organism in Eukaryota, Metazoa, Chordata, Mammalia, Artiodactyla, Cervidae.